UCAGAAUUUGGGCCGCUUGCUAAUUUCCUCCCUUGUAAAAGCCCAUUACUUGUUCCUAGAUCAAAGCGGUAGCUGUUUCCGGCUGGCAGGCCUCGGUUUCCCGCCAUAAUCCCGUCCCCUCCUCUUCCCUCCUGCAUCCCUUGAAGAAUCUUGAUCCAAUGCCAAGAAAUCUCAAAAAGGAGCCCGUUAGAAGCGAUGGGAAACGCAGCUACUGGCUUCUCAAGACGGAGCCGGCGGAGUGGUCGUGGGACGACCAGCUUCGCUCGGACGGCGGCGUCUCCCGGUGGGACGGCGUACGGAAUCGCCAAGCGCAGAAGAACCUCAAGUCUAUGAAAUGCGGUGAUCAUUGCUUCUUCUACCAUUCCGGACGCGAACGCCGAGUCAUUGGCGUGGUCGAGGUUGUCAGGACUUGGUAUUCCACUACUGAUGAUCGCGGCGAUGACUGGGAAGGGGUGGUUGAUGUAAGGACGGUAGCGGAGAUCGGGCGGGCCGUGGAUUUGAGGGAUAUCAGGGCUGAGGCAGAGAUGAUGAAGGACUUCGCACUCUUACGGCAGCCGCGUCUUUCGGUGGUCCCGGUGCCAGAGAGAGUUUGGGAUCGAAUUUGUGAGAUGGGCGGAGGGUUUGGUGGUGAAGAUAAUGAGGGAGAAGAUAAAAAGGAGGUGCUUUCAGGUAAGAUAGGAGUGGUUUCUGGCAAAGCUAUUUUUGGACCCCCUCUUGAGGAGUACUGGACAAAAAAGCUCGAGGAAGAAGCAGGAAAGGGGGCUAGUGAUGCAGGAAAUAGUUAAAAAAUCUCUGCAAAGAUGCUGUUAAUAUGCUUGUCCGCUUAAUGUAAUUGUUUCCGGUGCUUUUUGGAUCCUCUAAUUUCAUGUCCCUAAGUAGUGUUAUUUUGCUGAUGCAGCAGACAGAUGGCAAUUCAUGAUCCUUACAUCUUUGCUGCUUGUUAUUUUUGAUCUUAUAUUUCUGACUUGCUUUAAUCCAAAAGCUAAUUGUGUUUGUUGUGA
Messenger RNA from Dendrobium catenatum, 1001 nucleotides. RefSeq names its product thymocyte nuclear protein 1. NCBI's taxonomy places the organism in Eukaryota, Viridiplantae, Streptophyta, Magnoliopsida, Asparagales, Orchidaceae. The record is from RefSeq and is a predicted model, not a curated record. The transcript has 2 exons. Bases 159 to 785 code for a protein of 208 amino acids. Gene Ontology annotation, cellular component: nucleus.